Cuscuta campestris is the source of this 1706-nucleotide messenger RNA. The record is from the annotation of a GenBank genome assembly. NCBI's taxonomy places the organism in Eukaryota, Viridiplantae, Streptophyta, Magnoliopsida, Solanales, Convolvulaceae.
GGAUAUGUACACCGGAUGUCCCCCAUAUACUCCAUACCCCCCACACAAUCUCCCCUCCCAAAAAAAUUCCUUCCACCCAAAAAAAAAAAUUCUCUCUCUUUCGCUAGGUUUCCCCCAUUUCCCUGCCCCUUCUUGCUUCGCUGCUUCGCCGUCCCUGCGGAGUGUCUUCAUCGCGCCGACCCUGCGCCUUGCAGCAUCAUCCCCUCGGAUUGUCGUCAUCGUCGUCCCUCGCCGGUGAUUGUCUCUCGCAGGGCCGGUGAUUGUCUCUCGCAACAUCAUCACCUUCCAGGUAGAAUAAAAUGGCACUUAUGGUUCCCACCAAAGAUCACUUCCCUGUGCAGUAUUCGGUGUGUGGAGAACUAGAAGAUGCAGUGGCCAUAGUUAGAAGCAAAUUGAGUGUAGAGAAUAUGGUGAACUUUCGAAAAUUGCCAUUCGGUCAUUUCAUGGAUGUGCGGAAGCUCCAAUUUUCUGGACAACUCAUCCAUAUCCUUAUGCUACAUCUCGUCCGCGAACAACCUGAAGACGAGAUGUGGUUUAUGAUCAAUGAAGAUGCAGUGGCCAUAGUUAGAAGCAAAUUGAGUGUAGAGAAUAUGGUGAACUUUCGAAAAUUGCCAUUCGGUCAUUUCAUGGAUGUGCGGAAGCUCCAAUUUUCUGGACAACUCAUCCAUAUCCUUAUGCUACAUCUCGUCCGCGAACAACCUGAAGACGAGAUGUGGUUUAUGAUCAAUGGUACUCUUAAGAAGUUCACUUUUGAAGAUUUCUGUCGAAUCACAAGUUUGCCGACUUCCAAGUCAUAUCCAAAUUUUAGCAAUGUGAAGUCUUCGUCAGAGACUAUUCACAAGAAGUAUCUUGGGGGGGGAACGGUGAAAUGCACCUUCGCGCACUUGCGGAAUAUGUUUAUGACUGCGGAGGAAGAUGUACCCGGCAGUGAUUUACAUAAGCUUGCCUCAUUGUAUUUUGUUGAGCAUGUGCUGUUAGCAAAAGAUAGAGGGGAUGAUGGAUGGCCAACCGGAGAAAUUUCUAGAAAAGAAAAAUAACAACUCCAAUUUGAAGUCUUGGAAAUAUGCGUUGUAUGGAUUUCCACUUGUUUUGCAGAUUUGGGCUUAUGAGACGUUUCCAGUGCUUGACGACGAGGUUGCUCAGUGUAAUCGAGCGAUAAAAUGUCCACUGUUACGUUGGGGAGCCAAGAAAUGCCCACAGUACCACUCUCUAAAGCAGUUGUUAUUCCCUAAUGAACCUGAAGAAGUCGCAAAUAAGAUGGAAAACACACUUGAUUUGUUGUUUAGAAGUGUUGAAGAUUUAAAGAACACUCUAAACAAAAGGAUUGAUGCUUUGGAGGAUAAAAGUGAUGGCAACUUCCUGUUACAACGCCACAAGCGUGACUUUGAUGGACUAAUGUCAUGAUUAUGUUCCAAAUUCGCCACAGUAAUAGUAAACACACCUUCAUCAUCACAUGUUGCCGUAAUUCGGGCUGUGCAACCACAAUUGGAUCGGGCUUGUGGCUUUAGACAAUUCUUAGAUCGGCUCACCCUAUUACCUUCUCUACCACAUGAGAUUGUGAUAGAACGUAUUGUUCCAUAACAUCCCCUCCUCAAACUUCUCUUUUUAAUGGGAAACCCCAUUCCCUUUGCAUAAGUAUGGUAGAAUUCAUAUAUGGCAUCAUAAUUCGAAAACUUCAUCCCAACAUCAGGGACAAGGCUUACAGG